GUGUAGUCGGUGCGGUGGCUUUCCAUAAUAUUGCCAGGUGCGCCCGCGGCCAGGUUGCCUGGGAUUUGGAUAGAGGAUGGUGAUCUCCCUCUCAGGCGAGUGGAUUUUCCUUUCUCACACGCUCACACACACUCGUUUACUACGACUACGCGUGCGGUUUGCCGGAAGCCUUCUGGAAAGGAUACUUUGGGGGGAAAAGAGUGUGGACGACUUUGGCUCAAGAGCACCGGACGACUUGGACUUGGACAACGCCGCCGUGAAAGGCCUGAGAACAACAAGCGAGGGACCGACUCGAUAUAUACUACGAGAGAAGACACGGCCAGAGGCCACACGGGACACGUGCAGCCGCGGCGCCGCAGAAUGGAGGACCGAAGCGUCGAGGUCCUGGCCGUCGCCAUCGCCUUUUUCGUCCUCUGCUGGGCUGCUGUGCUUCUGCGCGUGUACUGCAGGGCCUUGGUGCUGCGCUCGCUCGGUGCCGACGACUCCCUGAUGGCCGUGAGCUGGGCUGUUUUCACAGGAUACUUGAUAUGCAUAUUGCUGGCGCUCAAGUUCGGCGCAGGGAAGCACCACGAGGAUAUCGACCCAGGAAACUACACGACAGCGCUCAAGACGCUGCACGUCAUCGCCACGGCCUACCACUUCCUCCUAGCCUUCCAGUGCGCGCCGGUAUCAACUUUCUGGAACGAGAGCCCGCGCGCGCCGGGCCGGUGCCUGGAUCAGGGCCUGCUGCUGGCGCUGACGUACGCGGCCUCGGCCGUCAACGCGGCGGCCGACUGGGCCUUUGGCGUGCUGCCCUUCUUCAUUGUCUGGUCUCUGUCGCUGCCGCUGCGCACGCGCACGCUAGCCGUGGGCAUCCUGUCGCUCGCCGCCGUCGGAUCGGCCGCCACCAUCGUGCGCGCCGUCUAUAUCCCGCGCCUGGUGGCGGCCGACGACUUCCUGUGGUCGACGGCCGACGUGGCUCUCUGCGCCGCCGACGACUACGACGACGUGUACCCGCCCUAUUACCAGCAGGGCGGCCGGCACCAGCAGCAGCACCACUACCACAGCCGGUUCCAGUCCCGGCCCAGCCAGAGCCUCGACGUGCCGCGCUCCCACUUCUCGUCGCCCUCGUCGCCCGAGGAGCGCGGCGCCAACGCCGGGCUCUGGGGCGGCCGCCACUCGCGGCCCCGCGUGCCCACGCUGACGCUGAGCUGGCUGUUCUCGCCGCUCGCCAACCGCAUCGCCAACGGCGGUGGCAGUGGCACGCCGCGCAUCUCGGCCAUCUCCUUUGGCGGCUGGGGCGGCGCCGGCGGGACGGCGCCGCGCAGCGAGGGCGCGGCCAGCCGGAGCAGCGUGGCCGCCGCGGCGGCGAUGCGGUCCAAGAGUAGCGCCAGCCAGCGGAGCGGCCGCAGCGCCAGCCUGGGCAGCUUCCGCUCCCGCCCCAUGGCCGACUACACGGCGCCCGUGCCGAACCUGCCGCUGCGCUACCUGCGCCAGACCAGGCGCGAGCGGAGCGCGGCCGCCACGGAGCAGGGGGGCGGGGCGGGGGACGGCGGGUACCAACAGGUGGCUGGGUAUCCGGCGGCAGAUGGUUUGGGCCAGGCGAUGCCGAUGCCGCCGCCGCCGCCGCCGUUGGCCGCCGUGGGUGGCGCGGCGCUGGGGCGGGAUCGCAUGACCAGCGGCGCGGGGGGCAGCGACGCCUCGGGGAGCAGCAUGGCUACCAGGACCCCGGCCAGGAAGAAGAGGGCGGUGGGGAUGGGGCAUAACUACAUCUAA
Molecule: messenger RNA, 1755 nt
Organism: Gaeumannomyces tritici R3-111a-1
Lineage: Eukaryota; Fungi; Ascomycota; Sordariomycetes; Magnaporthales; Magnaporthaceae
Product: integral membrane protein
Exons: 5
Coding region: 361-1755 (464 amino acids)
Source: RefSeq, a predicted model, not a curated record